AUGCGAUGCUUGGGUCCAGAUAGGACCAAGGAACCUCCUCCCAGCAAAGAUGGGGAGGAGGAGCCACCAGUUCUGACCACAAAACCUCUUCAUGAAGUGAAAAUCGACCAUAAGAAGCCAGACCAAACAACAAAGGUAGGAUCCAGACUUACAGAAGAGGAAAAACUAGAGUUGACUGAUUUCUUGACUCGGAACGCAGAUGUAUUUGCAUGGAGCCAUUCAGAUAUGCCAGGGAUAAAUCCUUCUGUAUCCUGUCAUUCCCUCAAUGUAGAUCCGAACGUAAAACCAGUAAAGCAGAAACAGAGAAGAUUUGCUCCAGAACGAAAUCAGAUUAUAACUGAGAAGGUUGAUCGGUUGCUCGAAGCAGGAUUCAUCAGAGAAGUUCAGUACCCAGCCUGGCUCUCUAAUAUUGUUGUAGUGCAGAAAAAGAAUGGGAAAUGGAAGGUGUGUAUCGACUUCACUAAUCUGAACAAAGCUUGCCCAAAGGAUAGUUUCUUAUUGCCAAGGAUUGAUCAAAUGGUAGAUGCCACCACAGGAUACGAGCGAUUAACCUUCCUGGAUGCUUAUUUCGGUUAUAAUCAAAUCCCCAUAGAUCCAGUUGAUGAAGAGAAAACUUCUUUUGUUACUGAACGAGGGACUUAUUGCUAUAAAGUCAUGCCAUUCGAAUUAAAAAAUGCUGGAGCUACUUAUCAGAGGUUGAUCAGCAAGAUUUUUAAAAGGCAAAUGGGAAGAACUGUCGAGGCUUAUAUUGAUGAUAUCGUGGUCAAGAGUAAGAAGAAGAACGAUCAUUUAGCGCACCUGCAGGAUAUGUUCGAUGUGUUGCGCCAAUAUAGGAUGAAGCUUAAUCCAGCCAAAUGUUCAUUUGGAGUAAGCUCUGGUCAAUUUCUGGGACAUAUGGUCAAUCAUAGAGGAAUUGAGGCCAGCCCAGUGCAGGCAGAAGCCCUGAUCAGAAAUGCAGAGCCAAAGACGAUUAAGGAGGUGCAGGCACUCACAGGUCGAAUAGCUACGCUGAGCCGAUUUAUUUCCAAGCUUUCGGACCGCUGUACCACGUUGAGCCAAGCGAUAAGACUUGAGUUCAACGCAACCAACAACGAGGCAGAAUACGAGGCGUUGAUAGCUGGGCUGAAGUUGGCUAAAGAGCUAAAGAUCAAAAAUCUGAUUGCUUAUAGUGAUUCACAACUAAUCAUUCGGCAAGUCACUGGGGAAUAUGGGACCAAAGAUAAGACCAUGGAAGCAUACCGAACUGCAGUUCUGCGUAAGGCGAAAGGUUUUGAUCAGAUCAGGUUCAUCCAAUUGCCGAGAGAGUAUAACGAAGAUGCCGACCGCUUGGCCUAUAGUGCGUCCAGUUCUGGAGAGACUUUGGCUAGGGUUAUCCCGGUUGACGUGCUGGUCCAGCCUUCCAUUUUUAACGAGCUGCCUGAUCCGAGCGCUCAACACAUUAAUGUUAUACCAUAUGAGCCGAGCUGGAUUGAUCCGAUCAUGGCUUUCAUAUGUAAUGGUGUAUUACCCGAGCAGAAGGACAAGGCAAGAAAAAUCAGGUCCAAUGCCGCAAAGUAUGCCAUUGUGCGUGACCAGUUGUAUAGGCGGUCCUUUUCGGGUCCAUAUUUGAAGUGUGCUACCCUAACAGAGGCUAGACAGAUUAUACGAACCAUUCAUGAAGGAGUAUGCAGAAAUCAUUCAGAAGGAAGAUCUUUGGCACACAAAGCAAUGACACAAGGGUACUUUUGGCCAAACAUGGCACGGGAUACAGAAGAAUUCUCCAGAAGAUGCGAUAAAUGCCAGAGGUUCGGGCCGUUGAUACACCAACCACUUGAAGACCUGCACGUAAUGGCCACCCCAUGGCUUUUCACGCAAUGGGGGAUAGAUGUUGUUGGCCCUUUACUGACCGCAAGAUCGCAGAAUAAGUACGUUAUGCUAGCAACUGAUUACUUCACUAAAUGGGUAGAAGCAGAGCCGCACCCUAGUGUCACCUAA
This is a messenger RNA of Cornus florida, 1974 nucleotides long. RefSeq lists its product as uncharacterized. The transcript is spliced from 3 exons. The coding region runs from base 1 to 1974 and encodes 657 amino acids. Lineage: Eukaryota; Viridiplantae; Streptophyta; Magnoliopsida; Cornales; Cornaceae. The record is from RefSeq and is a predicted model, not a curated record. Gene Ontology annotation, molecular function: nucleic acid binding; RNA-DNA hybrid ribonuclease activity.